This is a messenger RNA of Aphanomyces astaci, 1122 nucleotides long. RefSeq lists its product as hypothetical. The record is from RefSeq and is a predicted model, not a curated record. NCBI's taxonomy places the organism in Eukaryota, Oomycota, Saprolegniomycetes, Saprolegniales, Verrucalvaceae. The transcript is spliced from 4 exons. Bases 1 to 1122 code for a protein of 373 amino acids.
AUGGUCUACCAAUCCAUGAUCAUGAUCCUCGUUGGCGCGAUCGCCUCGACCAUGUCCGCGGCGUUUCAAGACGAUUUCCCAGCCAGCGACGUGCAAUUCGUGGAGCGCACCGGAGUUCCAACGCUUACCAUUCGUCCCGACACUACCACCGCUUUCCCCCGCACGACUACAGCGUAUCCGACCACAACGUUCUCCACAAGCACGACGACAGCCAGCCCGUUCACCACCCAAACUCCAACAACGACAACUAAGGCUCCGUCGACUACAGCUCCUCCGUACUACAUCUGCGGCGCCGGCAACGACAACCACCUCACCCAGUACUACAACUUCUACUCCGACGACAACAUCCUGGUCCGUUCUGACCACUACCUCAGCCCCGGGUCCGACUACCACCAGCAUGAGUCCCACAACAACCCCGGCAGCUUCGGCUACCACUACCAAUCCCCCCACGACUACAACUUCGAACCCGGCUACCACCACCACUUCCCCCUCCACGACAACAGUAGCUCCGGCUUCCACAACUGCGACCCCGGCUACCACCAUUUACCCCACGACUACAUCUGUCGCUCCGGUACUACCACGGCAGCUCCGGCCACCACUACCAUUUCCCCCACUACGACGACUGUAGCCCCUACGAACACCCCCACAACCGUGGACCCGACCACCAGCACCGCGAGUCCCGAGACCACGACCAGUAUUUCCAGUACCACAACGUUCACUCCAACGAGCACAAUGGCUACGACGACGCCAUAUCCGAGCACAACCGCGAUCUCGUAUCACGAGCCGCUGUACGUUCCAGGCAAUUACACUGGCAAUGGCACUAGCAAUUCCAGCACUUCGAGUUCUUCCCCCGAAGACAUUGUCUUUUGCGACCGAGUGAGUGUGGAGCGAGACGCCACUUACUGCAUUUCUGGCCCCAUUUGCAGCGGUAGUGGCGAUGUGCCCCGCGGCGUCCAAUGCCCUCAGGCUGGAGCCGUCGCUGUCGCCCAGUGUUUGCCAACCUUGAGCUCGUAUAACGAGCCGCUGCUGGCGCAGUGUAUUGCGCCAGCAGCCGCCGUUUGCCAAAAACUCGUGGUCACGGACGCAUGGGGCUGUGUCUUGCCAGGAGGCUGCGGGAAAUGA